AAGUACUUAAAAGCAGAUCGGCGGCAUAUGCUACUUCCGAACGUUGAUCCCUUCUUGCAUUCGCUCUGACAGAGUCUCGACUGAACAAAAAGCAUUACAUACAUUACGAUGUCUGCAUCCGAACUUCUACGCCAAUCGAUGCAAAAUCUAAGGGUUGUUGAAACGAAGUCAACCCUACCGCCCCUUGUACCCUUCAGAUUCACGGUUCGCCCACACAAGCUCAAGCUCUCCUACCCGCCCAGACAACGUUACAAACAAAACUAUGGCUUUUGGCUUAGCGACGAGUGGCUCGCUGAACUCGGAAAGAACAUCCGCCUUCCUGAGGAUUCUUAUGAUCCUCCCACUCAAAAAGAUUUCUGGAAGAGAGGCUUCGCGCAUAUCCGUGGAUGCGUCGACAUUGACCCUUUGACAAUUGAAAACUGUUUUCAGCCCCAGACAAAUGGCGCGCCUACCGAGUACUUGGAUGUCGAUGGAGAGGUGGUCGUCUUAUCUGUGUGCUCUGAUGAUGAGGACGAAAUCCCAGUCAUCCCUUGGCAGGAGGAGGUAGAUUAUUUGGCGAACAUUCUGGGUAGACCGCCGCAGUGGUGGGUCAAUAUCUAUCCGCGUAAUGAUUGGGAGUGAGCGUAGAAAUAUUUUGAUACCGAGUCUCCGCCGUCCGGCGUUGCAACGUUGAAUACUUAACUUGCACAUCGCAUUUAUAACCACUACGCUGUUCAAGCUCAAGUUACAUCUUCGUGGUAGACUACCGCAGUGGUGGGUCAAUAUUUCAAUAUCUAGCCCCGCAACCUUCCCAAGGUCGAGUUUGGAUAUAAUUCAAAUUCCCACACACGUUGAUGCCAACCACAAUAUUUCACUAUAUAUAAUCACAUGUUACAGUACAC
Messenger RNA from Suillus subaureus, 881 nucleotides. RefSeq lists its product as uncharacterized. The record is from RefSeq and is a predicted model, not a curated record. The transcript has 2 exons. NCBI's taxonomy places the organism in Eukaryota, Fungi, Basidiomycota, Agaricomycetes, Boletales, Suillaceae. The coding region runs from base 109 to 621 and encodes 170 amino acids.